Gastrolobium bilobum is the source of this 1341-nucleotide messenger RNA. RefSeq names its product protein JINGUBANG. The coding region runs from base 115 to 1341 and encodes 408 amino acids. Lineage: Eukaryota; Viridiplantae; Streptophyta; Magnoliopsida; Fabales; Fabaceae. The record is from RefSeq and is a predicted model, not a curated record. The transcript has 2 exons. Gene Ontology annotation, molecular function: protein binding.
UAUUUCCCUUCUCACAAGGAACCCCUCUCUCUCCCCCUUCACUCUUUGAUUUCUUUUCAUAUCUUCCAUAACUCCUCUCUUUCAACAACCCCUUUUGUUUCCUUCAAAGAACCAAUGAAUUCCCUUGUUUCAAAAACCAAACUUUCUUCAGCUUCAAGUCCUAGCAGCAGUGGCUGUAGCUGUAGCAGCAGCAGUGAGACUGAUGAUAGCCCCCUCUCUUCUCAACGGUUCGAACUCCAUAAUUUCAAGUUUCCUGUUUCUGGGUUCCAUUCUCAUCGACCAUUGGCUGUUCUUUCAGGUCAUGUUGGGUCUGUUUCUUGUUUGGCCUUGUGUGGAGAGUUCAUAUUAAGUGCCUCACAGGGAAAGGAUAUCAUAGUGUGGCAACAACCAGAUUUGAGGGUGUUUGCAAAGUUUGGCCAAGGUGAUGGUUCGGUGAAAGCCCUUGUAAGUGUUGGCAACAAGGUUUUUACAGCACAUCAAGAUAGCAGGAUCAGGGUUUGGAAGGUGUCAAGGAGUUCAGAGAAUGUGUUCAAGCUUGUUGACACCUUGCCCACCACCAAGGACUAUUUGGGGAAGUUCAUGAAGCAGAGCAACUAUGUCCAGACUCGGAGGCACCAUAAGCGUUUGUGGAUUGAGCAUGCAGAUAGCAUUUCUUGCUUGGCUGUUUAUAAUGGUUUGAUUUAUUCUGGGUCGUGGGAUAAGACCCUUAAAGUGUGGAGGCUCUCGGAUUUGAAGUGUUUGGAGUCUAUUAAGGCUCAUGAUGAUGCCAUUAAUGGGUUGGUAGCAUGUAAAGGGAUUGUGUAUUCUGCUUCUGCUGAUGGGAAGAUUAAAGCUUGGGGAAAGGUUGGGAAGAACUCACAUUGUUUAAAAGGAGUUCUGGAGGGUCACAAAGAUGUUUCCUUUAAUUCUGUAGUUGUUUCUGAUGAUGGCAAAUGGAUUUAUGGAGGGGGUUCGGAUGGUUUUAUUAUGGGGUGGGAGGAAAGUGGGAAUUUUGAGAGUUGGAAGCUUGUUUCUGAAACCAAGGCACAUGGAAUGGCUGUUUUGUGUAUGUGCCUAAUGGGGGAGUUUUUGUUCAGUGGCUCAGCUGAUAGAACCAUAGGUAUUUGGAAGAGAGAGGCUUUUGGUAAGCUUUGUAAAGUUGGGAUCAUAAGUGGCCAUGAAGGGCCAGUGAAGUGUUUGCAAGCCUCAUCUAAUAGAAUUGGUGGUGGCUUUUUACUAUAUAGUGGAAGCCUUGACAGAAGCGUGAGAGUUUGGUGGGUUCCAAGGUAUAAUAAUAAUGCAGAAGUAGAGGACAACUCUACAACACUUAGCACUCUCAAUGAAUCCAUCAUUUCAUGUUAG